Messenger RNA from Lipotes vexillifer (Yangtze River dolphin), 5504 nucleotides. It is a transcript of the gene FLRT2, whose product is annotated as fibronectin leucine rich transmembrane protein 2. Bases 762 to 2744 code for a protein of 660 amino acids. NCBI's taxonomy places the organism in Eukaryota, Metazoa, Chordata, Mammalia, Artiodactyla, Lipotidae. The transcript has 2 exons. The record is from RefSeq and is a predicted model, not a curated record. Gene Ontology annotation, molecular function: protein binding.
AGUUGUACGUUCGAAACCUGUGGCCGUCACUUGCGAGUUUGGCAUCUUCCCCUGUCACCGAAGAGGAACGGGGGCUCGGAGAUAAUACCAGUGGCCGCAGUCUGCGAGCCAGGCGCUGCGCGACUCCCACCCUGGGUGCGUCUCUGACCCUCGGUCCCGUGCAUCAGGGAGCUGCGAGGCGGCAGCUCCGCGCCCGCCACCGUGUCCACCCAGCCCGGGGAGCAGGUUGGCAGUUCUCAACGAUGGGCAGGAGGGACCUUGGCGGCGACCCCUAAAAAAAUACCAUGCCCCGGGAGCCCCGCUGCUGCCGAGCCAGCUUCUUGCCUUUCCACCUCCCAGACCCUGUUGGAUUCGGAUGAGCCCACUGAGAGAAGCCGCAGCCUCCAGAUUGCAGACUGAACUUAACCAAGUUCAUAGGCUGAUCCACACUGACCUGGCCGACCACAGAAGAAGGGAUUCUACCUGCCCACUGGGCCCCUUUUGACCGCUGAUAACUUGGCUUCACUUGUUGCCUGGGUGGAAAGUUCUCCCUAUUGAAAUUUUUUUGCACAUGGAGGACAAUAGCAAAGAGGGCAACAUAGGCUGAUAAGACCAGAGACCACAGGAAGAUUCUUUGACCUUGGCCUUCGGGACUUUCCCUCUAGCUGGAGUUCUGGACUUUAACAGAACUACGUUCAAUCAUUUUGGUUUUGCUAUCUGUUUUUUUUUUUUUUUCUUUUUCUUUUCACUACCACAUCGUAUUUUAUUUCUGUACUUCAGAAAUGGGCCUACAGACUACACAGGGGCCCAGCCAGGGGGCUUUUUUCCUGAAAUCUUGGCUUCUCAUUUCCCUGGGGCUCUACUCACAAGUGUCAAAACUCCUGGCGUGCCCUAGCGUGUGUCGCUGUGACAGGAACUUUGUCUACUGUAACGAGCGAAGCUUGACCUCAGUGCCUCUUGGGAUCCCGGAGGGCGUCACUGUACUCUACCUCCACAACAACCAAAUUAAUAAUGCUGGGUUUCCUGCAGAGCUGCACAACGUACAGUCUGUGCACACCGUGUACCUUUAUGGGAACCAACUGGAUGAAUUCCCCAUGAACCUUCCCAAGAACGUCCGAGUUCUCCAUCUGCAGGAAAACAAUAUUCAGACCAUUUCACGGGCUGCCCUGGCCCAGCUCUUGAAGCUUGAAGAGCUCCACCUGGAUGACAACUCAAUAUCCACGGUGGGGGUGGAAGAUGGGGCCUUCCGGGAGGCCAUUAGCCUCAAAUUGUUGUUUCUAUCCAAGAAUCACCUGAGCAGCGUGCCUGUGGGGCUUCCCGUGGACCUGCAAGAGCUGAGAGUGGAUGAGAAUCGAAUUGCCGUCAUAUCAGACAUGGCCUUUCAGAACCUCACGAGCUUGGAGCGUCUGAUCGUGGAUGGAAACCUCCUGACCAACAAGGGCAUUGCCGAGGGCACCUUCAGCCACCUCGCCAAGCUCAAGGAAUUUUCCAUUGUCCGGAAUUCGCUCUCCCAUCCCCCUUCUGACCUCCCAGGUAUGCACCUGAUGAGGCUCUAUCUGCAGGACAACCAGAUCAACCACAUCCCUUUGACAGCCUUCUCGAAUCUCCGGAAGCUGGAACGGCUGGAUAUAUCCAACAACCAGCUGCGCGUGUUGACUCAAGGGGUCUUUGAUAAUCUCUCCAACCUGAAGCAGCUCACUGCUCGGAAUAAUCCUUGGUUCUGUGACUGCAGUAUUAAAUGGGUCACGGAAUGGCUCAAACACAUACCCUCAUCUCUCAAUGUGCGAGGUUUCAUGUGCCAAGGUCCUGAACAAGUCCGGGGGAUGGCAGUCCGGGAGUUGAAUAUGAAUCUGUUGUCCUGUCCAACCACGACCCCCGGCCUGCCUCUCUUCACCCCAGCCCCAAGUUCAGCUUCGCCCACGACUCAGCCUCCCACACACUCUGUCCCGACCCCUAGCAGAAGCUAUGCGCCUCUAACUCCCAUGGCAUCGAAACUCCCCACGAUUCCCGACUGGGAUGGCAGAGAAAGAGUGACCCCGCCUCUUUCUGAACGGAUCCAGCUCUCUAUCCAUUUUGUGAAUGACACUUCCAUUCAAGUCAGCUGGCUCUCUCUCUUUACUGUGAUGGCGUACAAACUCACAUGGGUGAAAAUGGGCCACAGUUUGGUGGGGGGCAUCGUUCAGGAACGCAUUGUCAGUGGUGAGAAGCAGCAUCUGCGCCUGGUCAAUUUAGAGCCCAGAUCCACUUAUCGGAUUUGUUUAGUGCCACUGGAUGCAUUUAACUACCGAGCUGUAGAAGACACCAUUUGUUCUGAGGCCACCACCCAUGCCUCCUAUGUGAACAACGGCAGCAACACGGCUUCCAGCCACGAGCAGACGACUUCCCACAGCAUGGGCUCCCCUUUUCUGCUGGCAGGGCUGAUCGGGGGUGCGGUGAUAUUUGUGCUUGUGGUCCUGCUCGGUGUCUUUUGCUGGCAUAUGCACAAAAAGGGGCGCUACACCUCCCAGAAGUGGAAAUACAACCGAGGCCGGCGGAAAGAUGACUAUUGCGAGGCAGGCACCAAAAAGGACAAUUCCAUCCUGGAGAUGACAGAAACCAGCUUUCAGAUCGUCUCCUUAAAUAACGAUCAGCUCCUUAAAGGAGAUUUCAGACUGCAACCCAUUUACACCCCAAAUGGGGGCAUUAAUUACACAGACUGCCAUAUCCCCAACAACAUGCGAUACUGCAACAGCAGUGUGCCAGACUUGGAGCACUGCCAUACGUGACAGCCAGAGAUCCAGCAUUACAAACACGGACAGUAAGACUUUCGAGAACACACUCGUGUGUGCACAUAAAGACAUGCGAAUUACAUUUGAUAAAUGUUACACAGAUGCAUUUGUGCAUUUGAAUACUCUGUAAUUUAUACGGUGUACUAUAUAAUGGGAUUUAAAAAAGUGCUAUCUUUUCUAUUCCAAGUUAAUUACAAACAGUUUUGUAACUCUUUGCUUUUUAAAUCUUAAAAAAAAAAAAUAGUUGCUGAAGUACUGUACAGGGUUGUACAAUGAGAACCCAAUACUAAGGUAAAAGAAUGAGUGAUUCUUCCUCCUGGUGCAACUCACCACUUUGCUGUUGAAGCUUCAAAACAAAUUCCUUUCCUAGAAUUGGUGGUCAGAUGAAAGGGCAGGUUAAAAUGGACUCAUCAGGGUAGGAUAAAUAAUAGGCAUAAAACCAGAAAUGACCGCAGAUAUCUUCACGCUAUUUGUAUACUUCCUGGUCUGGAAGAAAAGUGAAAACUUCUAGAAUAUAAGAAAGGAGGUAGUCACCCUGAUUUGACCCAAAGGAGGAAAUGCAGAAAACAUCUCUUGAGGAAGUCAGUUCCUGUGAGAUAAGUUAACCCAUCCUGGCAGAAUCAAGAAAAUGAGAUAAGAUUUGAAAAGACAGUCAAACCCAGUGGGUGGCUUUCUGACUGGGAACUUGAAAAUCACUCUUCAGGCUUCCCUGGCCCUAUGUGAAACAGUGAGAGACCUGAGUCUGAUUUCAGUCAUCUUCGGGGGCAGGUAGGAUGUCCCAGCAAGAAAACUCCCUUUAAAAGUGUUACUGUUCAAAUCAUAUGUCAGGUUGAAUCACAUUCAUCAGAGAUAUAUUCUAGAAUACAUUUUUUUUAGAAGAGGCUAAUAAAAUAAUGGGAAGAAUUAUAUUGAAUGGAAUUAUUUUUGAUAAUGAGAACUAUUUGGGUAGAUUCACUGCAGCUAUGUCAACAUGAUAUUUAGGCCAACAAGGGAUCAAUGUUUGGAAUAUACUAAACUUGUUAUGUAAAAAUUAUUGAUACCAUUUAGACAAAAGCAAGUGAUCAGUUGUUCUGUUAUACUGUAUCAACUAACUUUGUUAGUAUCAUGUUGAAAUAGCUUGAAUUAAUACCUUUAUCCCCUCGGAAAUUCUUGUCUUCCAAUCACCUCACGUAUAUUUUCAUAAUUAGCUGUAGAAGCAACAUUUGUCGUUCCCCCUCUCUUCAAAAUUCAAAAGAAAAUCAUGGAUGCCAGUCUUGGUUGCACAAAAUAUCCAUAUACACUUUAAAAUGUAUACUAAUUCUCCUUGCUAAUAAUUCUGCAAGGACACAUCAAAGCUGGCGAAAUAACAUAUUUGUUUAAAAAGCAAUACCAAGUUUCCAGCUUGAACUGACUUUGACCUUCCAUUUUUUAAAUUUCAUUUAUUCCUUUCAGUUGUGGAUGUUCCUCUUCUUUGGGAAUUGUGGAGGGAUAAUCAAUCUUAUAUUAACAGCAUAACAGAUGAAAGAAAAUGAUCAAGUCUGAGAGGGAAGACUUGUUCUCCUAAUCUUGGCAUAGCAAGGCAUAGGACAGAGGGCAUAGAGAAGAGAAGGAUGUCCAGACUUAAUUCUAGAUAUUUUUUGAAGCAACGUCCAUCUUCAAAAAGCAUGUAUAAUGUACUCCUUUCCAUCCCUUAGUUGUAGAAGGGCUAUCGAUCACACACAUACAUUAUCUAAAAAAUACACCCUUGGAAAAUUAUUUUUAAAAUCAAAUUUAGGCAUUUCAGUCUGUGUUGCAUGUUUCCUUGAUCACCAGCCAUUAUUUUAGGAACCUAUGAAGUUAAUGUCACAAUCAUUUUGCUUUCUCUUUCUCUGUCCCUCUUACUUUUAACAAAAUAGAACUGUGAUGUGUCUACUUUGUAAGAGUUUAGGUAUAAAAUGCUAUGCAAGUUUUUCUUUAUAGUAAGAGCUUUAUUUUCUUUAAUAAUAUAUCCCCAACUCAUAUGUUUUAAUCUCCCUUGUCCCUCAGAAUAAGCAGAAAAUAUAACUGAAGUUAUAAUGUUAUAGACACAAGAAUCGAAACUGUGCAGUCAGUUGAGCUGAAAUUAACUACUAAUUAAUUUGAAUUAAUUCUAAAGUGACUUUGGUUUUCAUUUUAGUUUAUUAGCUAGCUCGUUUUGGCUGUUGCUUUUUUAAAGCUUGAUCCACACAGUGAAGGGUUAAGACAAUCUGUGAAAGUGAUCAGUGUAGCAGUAAGCCAUCUGAAAUGCAGGACCAUGACAUGGGGUUUUGUGUAUUUAACUGGAUAAUUCCCUUCCACUGUCCCUUUCUCCUUGGCUGUGUAGAUAAAACUAUGUGUUCAAUUGAUGGUACUUUGAUUUUUGAGGGUUUCUUUUUCCUUUUAUCCACAAAAUAUUCAUUCUCAUUUAUUUGUAUUGUGUGUAUAACCUCCAGCUGGAUAUUUCGCUGCCGAAACAAAUGUUUUUGCUUUGAGCCAAGAAGACCAAGGUUAGAGAGGUUUCUGUAAUGUCUUAUGGGAUUCACAGAAUUACUUGGGGCUUAAGUCCUACGACAGAGACCUGGUCAUGUGAAAUGAUUAGGAUGAUCUGAAAUGGUUCCUUUGCUAGAAGACAUUUCUGAAGAGAUAGAAUCUAGUUAUAGACUUAAUUCUGAGCUUGUGCACAUGACAGAGACUGUUAAAAUUGAGAUCAGUCUCCUAUUUGUAAUAGUGUACCUGGGGCUCUCACCUACACCAGGAUAGAAAGCACAUCAUGGAAUUUGU